Messenger RNA from Microplitis mediator, 599 nucleotides. RefSeq names its product ejaculatory bulb-specific protein 3-like. The record is from RefSeq and is a predicted model, not a curated record. NCBI's taxonomy places the organism in Eukaryota, Metazoa, Arthropoda, Insecta, Hymenoptera, Braconidae. The transcript is spliced from 3 exons. The coding region runs from base 40 to 411 and encodes 123 amino acids.
UGGUACAUAGAGAACUUUGUUAUUCUUUUUUUUUUGGACAUGUUUUCGUUACGAAUUUUGGUGGCGGUUUGCAUCGUCAUUAUUAGUAGAAGUGAAUGUGAAGGAAUGAAUUUUUAUGAAGAUAUAAUGGAUAAGAACCUUGACAUACGAGAAUUUUUGGGAAAUGAUAAAAUGGUGCAUAUUUAUGCCAAGUGUUUAAUUGAAGACGGUCCUUGUCCUGCGAUGGCCGUUCGUUUGAGAAAAAUGAUGCCUCAAUUAAUGGCUAAUAAAUGUUUUGGCUGCACGCAAAGAGAGAAAGAAUUAAAAGAAGUCAUUUUCCAGUACCUUCAAGAGAAAAAGCCAGAGACCUACAAAGCGUUGACUCGAAAAUUCGUUCCAAAUUCGACACACGAGAAUAGACAACAAAAUUGACCAACAGAAAAAUUUAUUUAUGUGGCUGUAAUUAUUCAUAUUUGUAAUUAGAUAAGACAUAUUUAUGUGGCAAAAAUUGACAGGUGGCUGUAUAUAAUUAUGUAAUUAUUUAAAUUAAUAAGACAUCAUUUGAUUUAUUCCUUAUCGAAAUUUAAAUUAAAUUACAAUUCUUAUCACAAAAUAAUUUA